AUGGCCCUGCUGGCUCCGGAGGUGCCGAUGCCUGACGCAGCUGCUGAGGUACCCAAGGCUCAGGAGCCCCCAGUCUCCCGAGCCGUGGUUCCACUGCCUCCUCCUCCUCCUGCGCCGCCGGUUCCGGGUUCUUCUGCCUCCUCCGAUGUCUUGGACCGCGCCCUUUCCGAGGUGGUCCAGCUGCGAGAAGACCUCCAGGGCACCGACUCCCUGAUACGUCUCCAACCCGGGCGCCUGGAGCUGGUCUCCGGCUGGCUUCAUUCUGACGCCUCUGUCCGAGCGGCGCUGAGGCAGACCGCGGCAGCUUCUGAGGAGGAGAAGCAGGCCGCCACCCAGGCCGCAGCUGCUCGCGAGGCGGCAUUGAAGGAUGCCGCGGCCGCCCAGGACUGCUGCAAGGUGGAGGCUGAGCUGAAGGAUCUGCGCGACAAGCAAGCCGAAGAAGCUCGUGGCCGCCGAGCGGAGGAGGAGAAGAUGAAGGCUCGGGAGGACGCCGUCAGGGACCGCGACACCGAGCUUACGCGGUUGGCGGAGGAGCAGACCACUGAGCGCGGCCGGCUGGAAACGCUGGAGCAGAAGUUGAGCGCAGAGAGGGCCGAGCUGGACGCCAAGGCGAAGGCGCUUGAGGAAGUCGUGAGCGGCGUCGGCCCCAUGGCCGAGGUAGAAGCUCGCGUCCUUUCUUCCGCAGCGCUGACGCGCGUCUUCAGCCACCUCCGCCUCCGUGACCCUGACGCCAACCUUGCCGAGCUGCUGGAGCCUGUGGACGUCGAGCGCUACGCCGCUGCUGCUGAAGCCGUGAAGGGCCAGGUGGAGGCCUUGCUGGGGAAGUUCCGCGCCUUCGCUCCUGCACCCACGGCAGGCGGUGCUGCUGAUCCUGCGGCCUCGGGAGGUGGAGCUGGUGAAGGCAAUACCACCACGGGGGUGGAGCCCCUCGCGAACGACGGCGUUGUCCAAGGGUGA
Messenger RNA from Aegilops tauschii subsp. strangulata, 957 nucleotides. NCBI's taxonomy places the organism in Eukaryota, Viridiplantae, Streptophyta, Magnoliopsida, Poales, Poaceae. The record is from RefSeq and is a predicted model, not a curated record.